Molecule: messenger RNA, 597 nt
Organism: Mytilus trossulus (common blue mussel)
Lineage: Eukaryota; Metazoa; Mollusca; Bivalvia; Mytilida; Mytilidae
Product: histone H1-delta-like
Exons: 1
Coding region: 1-597 (198 amino acids)
Biological process (GO): nucleosome assembly; negative regulation of DNA recombination; chromosome condensation
Cellular component (GO): nucleus; nucleosome
Molecular function (GO): nucleosomal DNA binding; double-stranded DNA binding; structural constituent of chromatin
Source: RefSeq, a predicted model, not a curated record
AUGUCUGACGCACCAGCACCAGUAGUAAAGACCCCAGCUAAGUCACCAAAGAAGAAAGCUGCAGCUAAACCAAAGAAAGUAGCUACUCAUCCAAAAUACAGCGAGAUGGUCGGAAAGGCUAUAUCUGCUUUGAAAGAGCGUGGAGGCUCCAGCCGUCAAGCCAUCCUCAAGUAUAUCUUAGCAAACUUCAGCGUUGGUAGCGAUGCAAAAACAGUCAACACUCACUUGAAGUUAGCUCUGAAAUCAGGAGUGAAGAGCAAUAGCUUGAAACAGUCGAAGGGUACCGGCGCUUCUGGAAGCUUUAAGAUUGGGGAAGUAGCUAAACCAGCUAAGAAACCAGCAAAGAAAGUAGUUAAACCUAAAGCAGCCAAGCCAAAGAAGGCAAAGACACCUACCAAAAAGACUGCCGCAAAGAAACCUGCAGCAAAGAAACCAGCAGGUGAAAAGAAAGCAGCUAAACCAAAAGCAAAGAAGCCAGCUGCAAAGAAACCUGCUGCAAAACCUGCUGCCAAAUCUGCAAAGAAAGCCACAAAAUCUCCCAAGAAGACAAAGGCUGCAGCUAAACCAAAGAAGGCAAAGACACCAAAGAAGAAGUAA